AUGUCCGAGAAAUAUCCCCUUGAUCCCCUUGAUCUAGCCGAGACUGGAGAUUUGUCCAAAUUCUCAAAGCUCAAAGCUACACCUGUGCAUACCGAGGUGGAGCCGCGACCAAAUGCUUCGCAAGACGGUAUAAGUCGCCAUGCUGUGACUGCAGAUAUUGAUGUCAACGAGCUGGACUUUGAUUUCAACCUUACCACAGAUGAUUAUCCACUAGGUGAUCUCAGAUCUCUCCAGCAAGUCUUUGAUGCUGUGCAAUACCAUCGGCAUUUAGAACGGGAGGAGAACUUUUCGAUUAAAACUCGCGUGGAAUGUCUCAAAGUUGAUUCGCAGGGAGGAGAAUGGCGAACACUUGACGAGGCCAACAUGGAUGACCUUUUACAGUCCCAUGCUAUCAACCCCUUUCCAACUAUUGAACCCUGUCCUGGUCGUAAUAUGCUCGUUUUCUUUUGUCCCUUGGUGUUCAAAGAGGAUACUUCAUACGGUUCACGCGCUCUCAUGACCCGAAGAAAUGCCGAGAAACUCUUCGAGACACUACAAAUCAAUCCUAUGUUUAUGUUGAACAUGCUUGGUCGGCCAGAUUACUGGGCACCUCAAUCCCAUUUGGAUGCAGAUGAUGACGGGAGAUUGCUAGCUUGCGUUCAAGGGCCUCCGCUGUCUAUCUACAUGCGCCAUGACAUCGUUCGGGACUUGACAACAUACAUCAUCUCGCAUAAAGAGUUUGAUACCACCAUCACCACGCUCAAGUCUAUACUGAACACUGCACUCAAUGUGACUUCCGCAGUUAACAAACCAGCUGUCUUCUUGGAUAGUCCAUUUGACAUCCAUGCCAUUCGUUUCCAGCGAUUCAUGUGGAAGCAGAUGAACAAAGUUGAAGAUCACUUUAUGAACCUCGGGUUUAGCGAUAACGCUAAGUUCGCAGACUUGGUAAAGCAGCUCCAAAUCAUGGCCUCAAAUGCAGAUUCACAUAUCGCCAAUGCUGAUAUAGGAAUCAUCACGGCCAAAGCCAUUCAAAAAGUCCACUCACGUCUCACCCCCUCGCUUUCUCGAUCCAACCCCUUCAUAAACCAUCGAGCUGAUGAUUCAAUAACCUAUAUUAUCUCCUCCUUGGAAAAACAAAAACUUUGGUUCUUGAACUAUAAGCAACGCAAAGAUAGUGCUCUUUCCAUGGCCCAUAAUCUCGUGACCCGGCAAGACGCCACCAACAACAUGCAGAUCUCUCAUAGCAUGAAGCAAGACUCUACAUCCAUGAAUGCGAUCGCUGCCCUGACAAUGAUCUUCCUGCCAGGUACCUUUGCAGGCACGGUGGUCGGUGCAGGGGUUUUUGGGGGUGCCAUCAAAGAGACGGUAUGGCUAAUUUGGGUCGCAAUUACAGUACCGCUUACGGCAGGGGUCAUGAUUUGCUGGUGGUUGUAUAAGAAGCAAAGCGGCCAACAGUUAAGGGCAGCAUAA
This is a messenger RNA of Penicillium robsamsonii, 1449 nucleotides long. RefSeq lists its product as uncharacterized. The coding region runs from base 1 to 1449 and encodes 482 amino acids. Lineage: Eukaryota; Fungi; Ascomycota; Eurotiomycetes; Eurotiales; Aspergillaceae. The transcript has 6 exons. The record is from RefSeq and is a predicted model, not a curated record.